UCAGUCAGCAGCGGGUCGGUCCCGAACACAGACGUCUCCCUCGCGCCCGGUCCAGCACCAGCCCGGCUUCACUCCCGCCCCGCCGUCCACGCAGACCAGCCUCUCUCUCCGUCCGUCAGAGUCCGUCGAGCGAGUGGGUUUUUAAUCGGCCAGUAGCUCCUUCGCUUCGGACAUUGCGUGGUUAAUUUCUGGACUCUAGUUGUGUGGAUUCUGCCGAAGGAGAGACGACGGUCAGGCCUUCAGGAGGCGAGAAAUACCGAUUCAAAAAGUGCGUUGGAAUAGGAUGUGCUGACAGCCUCCCGCGAUGGAGAGAGCGAUGUUGCUGAAUCUGCUCCUGCUGGCGCUGGGCAACCCUACAAGAAGCGAACUUAUCGAAUACCCAAAACUAAACACCUAUACCAUUGGCGGAGAAAAUACUGAUCCGUUCACCUUGGUAGCCUCUGCGACUGCCCAGCUCGCGCCUGUCUACAACCCAGGAGGAACCCCAGAGCCUGUAGUCGUGGAAGCAACGCCUACUGCCGAAGCUCCGACGGCGAAACCUGCUGCAGCCGCUGAGUAUGUGACGAAGACCGUCUACGGGUUCCUGGACUUCACCACGACCGUCGGUUCCACUGUUAUGAUCUUCACGCCACAGAGUCAAAGUGCAAAGCCGAAGCCCAGCAAGACCCGAGACCCCGUGCUGCCUUCGCGGCCGAACCGCCCAUCUUCCCGGAUAACGCUGAGACCGACGCCCACACCCACGCCCACGAUCCCCAAAGUAACUGCCACUCCAGCCCCUUCAGUGCUCCCUUCAAAGCUCCCUGCCAUUUCCUCCUCUUCCACCCUCCAGUCGUCCUUCUUCGAGGAUCACACCGCCCUUGACAUCGAGACCCUCUUCGACGUCACUCCCGACGAAGAGAUUAUCAUCGAUUACGACGCCGACUAUCCGCAGUACGAAGAGGCGGUGGUCGAGGAGGUGGUCGAGGAGGCGAAGGAAGAGCUGAGGAAGCCCACCGCGCCUCCGAGUCGCCCGAAGCCCUUCCGCCGGUUCAAGUCCUCCUCCUCCCAGGAACAAGGGAACCGCCGUCGACUGGACCUCAACUACUUCAAUAGCCGCAAGAAGACUCCAUCUCUGCGUCGCCAGACCGGAGGGUCCACCAUCGUCCCCAUCACGAUCGAGGGCACAGGCACGUUCGCUCCGAAGUCUACGUCGGUGAUCCGUCCCACUGUGGUGCCCACCACGCCCACGGAGGUUGUUGUCAGCGCUACACAAGGCUUUGCAACUCUUAGUGUCAUUGGGCCUUUCAGUACCGCUAUCAACAACGAGCUGGGUCAGGUUAAGGAGCACUAUGAUUUCCUAUCUUCGGCACCUGUCUUAGAUGUUGAAGAGACGUACGAUGUGUAUGAUGUGGAACCUACAGCCUCACUUGAGGACCUGUACAGCUCCGGUUUGGUAACAAGUGAUUCGAGCUUCCCUACUGGUCUUGUCACCAAGCUUGGCGGUACCAUUGUGUCAGAUGGCCUCAUCACUGUGCACGAAACCAGUGUCAUUGGCACAUACAUCGCAGGGCAAUAUGCCCAGAUCUUGCAGAGCACAUCUCACAUCUUCCAAACCACACCAGUCCCUGAGAUUUCCUUGAAUAGUCCAUCUCUCCCCGAAGACUAUGAAACCGUCAAAUCAGUCAUCAAAGGCUCCGCUACGCAGUUCUUGAGUCCCGAGUCUACUGCGUCUCUUCCGCUGGAGUCUCUCUUCUCGGAGCCAUCAAGCCGAGAGCGCAACAGCCGGAAGGAAGAGGAAGGAGGCUCGGCCAUCCAGGCUCGCCUCCGCGAAGCCUUGGCCAAACGCCUGGGGUCAGGCCAGAGCCAAAACACUCGUCAGGAUCGUUCUCGCCUCGCCCAGGACCCUUACGUCGACGAGGAAAAGGAUGAGUUUGACCUCAAACUCUCGGGAUCGGAUCUCCGACCUUCCUUCGGGUUCCGAGGAUCAACGCCUGUCACCAGGACACCCCGAGUGAGCACUCUCUACGCCGAGGAGGUCAAGCCCACCACUUACCGGCCGAGGUUCAAGCCGACCCCCACACGCCGCUUUGGCAGCAGCCGGCCAACGUCCCUGCGGUCCCCUCCAAAUGCUCCCUUCAGACAGACACGACCUGCCAACCGCUGGCGACUGAAUACGUCACCAAGACCCAAAGUAAACAUCAACAGGCGCCCCGUCAAUCAGCCAGAUAAUUAUGAUGAUCUUCAGGCUGUUGACGAAUCGCAAGCUAUUUCCCGACCAACUGUACCCGAGCCCAUUAUUCCUGAAGGGGGAGAGGAAACCCUGAGGAUUGUGACCAGCACACCGGCUGAUGGAGCCACAGAUGUUUGGUUCGAAGUUGCUACCAUCAGGUCGCUUCACACGUUCCGCGUCGGCACAACAAAGAAUACACGUUAUGUCACGUUCACGAAGACCACGACCCACAGUAUCGACCCGACGCCUGCGCCCCUUGGGCCACAGGACGACUUCUACGAAACGCCGCUCUUUGAAAACAUCCUGGACGAUGGACCUCGUGACGUGUCGACCCUUCCUCCAGUCGACCUCGGCGAGAGUGACGUGACCGCCCUGCUCGAGACGGUGACGGAGACGUUCAGCACAACGGAGUUGAUGAAGAAGACGUCGGUGCUCCCCGUGCUGCACGCAGGCGAAACCUCAUUCUACACUCUGACGCAGACCUACCACAUCACUCGCGUGGUCACCGCCCUCAAGACGAUGCCGCCCUACGAGGCAUUUUCCUUCAUCCCAGAAAACUCGCUGAACGAGUUCAAUGGCCAGCUUUUGGCAGAGGGAACCGAGAACGACGAGUCCCUCUUGCCUGGCGAAAUCGAGUAUGACGAAAAUGGCGAAAUUAUUGACACGACAAGUGGCACUCGAGUGCCUCCACCGCCAGGAUUCCCCUUCCAGGAUCCCAACCUUGCAGAAUUAGCUGGAGGCCAAUUCAAUCCCGACGUUUUUGAGAAACAGCUGCACCCACAACUGACAGCAGCUCUUCAGCAUAGGCAACAGAUGCAGCAGAAGCAAGGCAGUGCGCGUCCUCCGCGUCAUCUUCAACGCCCGCCCUAUCUUCACUACCAUCAGCAGCGUCGAAGUCGUCCACACGACCAUCACCUCUUUCGAAACGGCAACCGUCACCGUCGCCCCAACCCUCCCCUGGUGGGCUAAGGAGCCUCGAGAGCGAGCGAGGCCUCAGAGGGCGACGGAGGCGCGGUCUCCGCCCAUGUUCCCGCCCGCUUCCUUGACGCCGAGUGCUGGCACUCUGCAUCUAACCUCUACUAACCCCUUGAUAGUCUGACAAUCAGUGUUCAGGCGUGGAAGGUUAUCAUCAGGUCUUCAUUCUGACUUCCGGCAAAGAGGAAACAAACGCGGGGGAAGGAAAAAAUGAACAGAAGCGAAAGGAAAGUGUGAUGGGUAAAGAAGACCUUUUUAGUACCAUGAAAUAUAUGAUAAGACGCUCAUUCUUCCCUUCUCCUUUAAUCAACUGACAAUGCGUCUAUUAUCCAUGAGGGUUUUGUUAUUGUAGGAUAUUGACUACAUAUACUAGACUUACAAAUGCCAAAUAGCUGAAGCAUCACUUUAACGAAGAAAAUGGUACUAGAUCACGUAAAGAUCACACUUUAUCAGUUAAUCAUUAUUCGGUGUUACAGUUCGUGCAGUGAAUGGCAUCCGAUAAUGAUUAUUCUGAUACUGGGCAGGUGAUCAGUAUAAUAAACUGAAAAAAACAAAGAAGCCAUUAGAUUCGAUAGAUGUUAAAUACUGGGCGACCAAAAAGGUUGUUGAGUGCAUUGAACAGUCAUCAAACUCUGUCGUUGUUUCUUUGUGCGAUAUGAAUAGCAAAGAAUUGUCGACAGGGUUACUGACUGUUCCUUUAACUCUUUGAUAGUAGAUUGUCCUCUGUUUCUCAUUUUGAAUUUGAGCUGGUGGAUAAGUAGAUUGUUUUAUAGCUAUACUAUUAGGUUAUUAUUCAAAUAGACAAAACAAAUGGAUCUGUAGAUUAACUUAUGGAAACAACAUAUAGAAACACGCGCGC
Messenger RNA from Penaeus monodon (black tiger shrimp), 4043 nucleotides. RefSeq lists its product as uncharacterized. NCBI's taxonomy places the organism in Eukaryota, Metazoa, Arthropoda, Malacostraca, Decapoda, Penaeidae. The record is from RefSeq and is a predicted model, not a curated record.